This is a messenger RNA of Chenopodium quinoa (quinoa), 3051 nucleotides long. RefSeq lists its product as uncharacterized. Lineage: Eukaryota; Viridiplantae; Streptophyta; Magnoliopsida; Caryophyllales; Amaranthaceae. The transcript is spliced from 5 exons. Bases 409 to 2781 code for a protein of 790 amino acids. The record is from RefSeq and is a predicted model, not a curated record.
AAAAAAAAACUGUAAAACUGCAAAAAUAAGUUGAAAACCCAUAAAAAAAUUUCUGGAUUUUCUUAGUUUUUAAUUGGGAAAUAGCAUUUUCAGGUUGAUUUAGAGUAAAGGGUAAUUUUAAUUUUUCAUAUAUACCUUACAUUUUUCAUGCAUUUAGAUGUUCGUGGUCCUAAUUUCCAAAUCGAAAGCUGCAAUUUUAAGUAAGUUUUCUUUUCUAAUUUUAUGUUUUAGUAAUGGAUUUAAUGUGAUAAGGUUUUGUGACGUGUUAAUAAUGUAGACGAGAUUUGAUCCCGGGUCUUAAAAUAAGAUUUACUGACAUGAAGAAUUUUGUUAUGUAAUGCAGGAAUUUGUGGCAUUAGAGUUGCUGUUAUUCCUCUUCUUUGAAGCUAAAUUUGUUGGAAAUAAGCAAUGAGAUUAGGCAUUCAACAGAAUGACAUCGACUCAUCCACUGGGCAAAGUCUUUCUGGCAGUUUCAGAAAAUCUACAUCUGUAUUUGGAGAAAAUGACUCUUCACCUGGACAUGGUGUGGAUGGAAGUUUCAGGAAAUCCAACACUGGGUUUCAUCAUAAUGAUCUGGACCUGUACUCGGCACAAACUUUCGAUGAAGGUUUUAGAAAGCCAAAAACUGGGGCCUGUAAGGGUUCUUCUGGCUUGGCAUCUCUUAACAAGUUAGCUCCUAUCUCCAAAAGAGCCUACAAAGCACUCAAAGACUGCGCAAGAAACUUAGUUGACUCCGAACUUUUUAUUCAGAGCCUAGAAGAUUGGAUUUUGGAAAAUUCACUUACAGAUUCCAACCAUGGUGAACAAUAUUCAUUUGACUCUCCUUUCCAGAUUGAUGAACUCCGUCAGCUUGACUAUGCUUUAGAGGGAACCUUUUUUCAGCAACUUUUUCGAAUGCCAACCUCCUUAUACUGCUCUAGUGAUUUAAAAGAAGAGGAAUAUUUUGCUCUGGAAGAUUUCCUCCACACCAUGGCUGAUGGAUUAUGGCGUACCUUUUGGCAUAAGAGUUCCCCUUCGCCAUUUGUUGUAUCUUGUGCUCGUCAUCCUCGAUCAAGGUUCUAUUCUCUAGAUAAAGCAAUAUCAAGGGGGAAAGUUGCAGAGCUUUGUGGUGCAGCUUUAAUUGCAAGAGACGGAAAUGAUGUAAAUAUCCAUUGGGACCAAGUGGUUCAAUUAUCGUUAUUCAAACCUGACAUAAUGCUGGGAAAUAAACUGGGGAUCUCAUUGAAUGCUCUAAGUGAAGCCCUUCUCUAUGGUUUUCAUAUACUUAUUUCAAGGAGGCUAAGCAAACAUUGUGAGUUUAAUGACAAUUCAGUUUACAUUCUGGUUAUGGAUUCUAAGUUUGGAGCAGUGGUGAAGCUAACUGGUGAUGUUCGUCACCUUGAGCUGAAUGUGGAUAAUCCAUAUCAGGCAGUGGCGGAAUGGAUGAAGACUCAUUCAGAGGUCAGUGUUUCUAGAGUGGACAGAAUAUGGAAUAAGCUAGGAAAUGCCAACUGGGGGGACUUGGGAACUCUGCAGCUUCUCUUGGCAACUUUCUAUUCUAUUGUCCAAUUUAGUGGUUCACCAAGAAAAUCAAUAGCCUCACUAGCAUCAGAUCACAGCCUCCGACUUCAGAAAAGAAGAAUUGAGUGUCAUCUUAUGGGGACUGAAACCGGUAAGCAUCCCUCUCAUGACUAUAUCGCACAAGGAGAACGAGAAAUUGUAGAGCUUGAGCAUGAAGUUAAUCCAGCUAUUAUGCAUCAAGCAUCACACCUGAUGCUACAAGAGGGUGAUAUAAUACAUGUUGAAGAUCAGCAGCAAGGUGAAAAGAGUUUUCAAAUCCAAGAGCCACUGUUUGAUGAAAAAUCCUUUUGCUAUAGUGCUAUAUCACUUGAAAAUCCUACGCAGUUGUUGACUUUAUACGUAGGUGCUCAUCCAUCUAGACUUGAACCAUCAUGGGAAGAUAUGAGUUUAUGGUAUCAAGUACAAAGGCAAACCAAAGUUCUAAAUGUCUUGAGGCAGGCCGGAAUUUCGAGCAAAUAUCUGCCUGAAAUCGUGGCCUCUGGCAAAAUGUUGCAUCCGGGUAGUUGUAAGAAAAAAAACCCAAAUGAGAAAUGUGAUCAUCCAUUGUGUGGAACCCCCGUUCUUGUGAUUUUUCCCAUUGGCGAGCCUGUUUCAUCCAUUGUUUCUCAAGAUGGGCCAUUUUCCUGUGAGGAGGUGAUCCGUUGCUGCAGAGAUUGUUUAGCAGCUUUGAGAAGUGCAAAGAUGGCAAAUGUUCAGCAUGGAGACAUUUGCCCGGAGAAUGUGGUACGUGUUAGUGAUGCUCAGGGCUCAAGCAGUAGCUUCUUUUACGUCCCAGUAUCAUGGGGACGGGCUGUUUUGGAGGAAAGAGAUGGCCCUGCAAUGAACUUGUUUUUUUCGUCAUCCCAUACUCUUCAGCACGGAAAACUUUGCCCCUCAUCUGAUGUGGAGAGCCUUGUUUAUUUACUGUACUUCUUGUGUGGAGGAAAUAUGCAGCAACAAGAUUCAAUAGAAUCUGCUCUGCAAUGGAGGCAGAGGAGCUGGGCUAAGAGACAUAUUCAGAGACACCUUGGUGAAGUUUCUGCUAUUCUGAAGGCGUUUGCUGAUUACGUAGACACCCUAUGUGGGACUCCAUAUCCAGUUGACUAUGAUGGAUGGCUAAAAAGAUUGGAUAAGGCUGUUAAUGAGUCAGCUGACAAGGGAAAGCUGGUUGAAGAAAUGGCAAUUAACAUGAGAAUUGAAGAUAUUGCUGGUUCUUCGGGGAUAUCUGAAGGUGGUUCUUGAUCUUCCUGCUGCUGUCAUUAUACUUUGCAUGAGUUUUAUGUUUUGUUAAUGUAUAACAGGCUCGAAAACUGCCAUUAGUUUAUCUAGAAAAUCUUUAUUGUGGCCGCGCAAUGCGCUAAUGUUGUGCAGGAUCCUAUUGAUCUAGUGACCAUGUAAUAGUUCAGCUUUCUAGCUGAACAUAGGUUUCUCUUGGAGAUACGACAUAGCUUUGUAAAUGAGCUAACUAAGCUUAAAUACAUUAGGGGCAUCAAGGGUGCCAAUUUGUGCACA